GCUAUUAGAAAAGAAAGAUCAGCUGAGUCCUUUGGACCUGAUCAACUUCAUCCAGGAGCUACUGACUUCAACUACUUCGGCCUAACUCUCUGAAACGAUGAAUUAUACAAGCUAUAUCUUAGCUUUUCAGCUUUGCGUGAUUUUGUGUUCUUCUGGCUGUAACUGUCAGGCCAUGUUUUUUAAAGAAAUAGAAAACCUAAAGGAAUAUUUUAAUGCAAGUAAUCCAGAUGUAUCGGACGGUGGGUCUCUUUUCGUAGAUAUUUUGAAGAAAUGGAGAGAGGAGAGUGACAAAACAAUCAUUCAGAGCCAAAUUGUCUCUUUCUACUUGAAACUGUUUGACAACUUUAAAGAUAACCAGAUCAUUCAAAGGAGCAUGGAUACCAUCAAGGAAGACAUGCUUGGCAAGUUCUUAAAUAGCAGCACCAGUAAGAGGGAGGACUUCCUUAAGCUGAUUCAAAUUCCUGUGAACGAUCUGCAGGUCCAGCGCAAGGCGAUAAAUGAACUCAUCAAAGUGAUGAAUGAUCUCUCACCAAGAUCCAACCUAAGGAAGCGGAAAAGGAGUCAGAAUCUGUUUCGAGGCCGCAGAGCAUCGAAAUAAUGGUCAUCCUGCCUGCAAUAUUUGAAUUUUUAAAUCUAAAUCUAUUUAUUAAUAUUUAAUAUUUUACAUUAUUUAUAUGAAGAAUAUAUUUUUAGACUCAUCAAUCAAAGUAUUUAUAAUAGCAACUUUUAUGUAAUGAAAAUGACUAUUAAUAUAUGUAUUAUUUAUAAUUCCUGUAUCCUGUGGCUAUUUCAUUCAACCCCUUCUCGCCACUCCCCCCCACCCGAACCUCUUCCUUUUUUUUUUUUCCUGACCGACUAGGCAAGACUGUGAUUUCAAGGCUUAAUCUCAGGGACCAAGUAGGCAGCCAACUUAAGUAAGAUCCUGUGGGUUGUGCAUUUAUUUCACUUGAUACAAUGAGCACUUAUAAGUGAAAUGAUGCAUUCCAGUUGCUGCCUACUUGGGAACAUGUCUGCAUGAUGAGCCACUGCUCUAGAGGCAUGUCAGACGCCACUUGAAUGUGUCAGGUGAUAUGACCUGUGUCCUGAUUAACACAUAGCAUUUCUUCUCAUGCCUGGUGCUUCAGAAUACCACUGACAACUAUGACUGUACCCAAUGGAAAACAAUUAAUUUGUUUAGUUCAUCAAUAUUUAAUAUAUAUGAAUAAAGUAUAAUUUCAUAAUGA
Messenger RNA from Canis lupus familiaris (dog), 1223 nucleotides. RefSeq names its product interferon gamma (gene IFNG). Gene Ontology annotation, molecular function: type II interferon receptor binding. Gene Ontology annotation, cellular component: extracellular region. Gene Ontology annotation, biological process: immune response. NCBI's taxonomy places the organism in Eukaryota, Metazoa, Chordata, Mammalia, Carnivora, Canidae. The record is from RefSeq and is marked provisional.